This is a messenger RNA of Cimex lectularius (bed bug), 2833 nucleotides long. RefSeq names its product LMBR1 domain-containing protein 2 homolog. Gene Ontology annotation, cellular component: membrane. The transcript is spliced from 12 exons. The record is from RefSeq and is a predicted model, not a curated record. NCBI's taxonomy places the organism in Eukaryota, Metazoa, Arthropoda, Insecta, Hemiptera, Cimicidae. Bases 385 to 2307 code for a protein of 640 amino acids.
UCAACUGUCACUUGACACUUAUCGGAGGUUCCGUCAGGGUUAUCUUUGCGUCCUGAAUUCCUCUUGCCAAAUUUCACGUAAUGCAUGGAAUAACAAUGGAUGGCAGACAAGUUUGCGAAGAUUUGCAGAUAUAAAUAUCGCAAUUCAAAUGAACGAACUAGGAAACGGAGGUGGUAUUUUAAAUAUCCCCACUCUCAUACCAGAUACGGGUCUCUUGCAUCGUCAAGAUGACCACAGGCUUAUACUCUGCAAGCCAAAAUUAAUGCCGCUGAAAUCGGUGACACUUGAAAAGUUGGAAAAAAUGCAAAAGGAAGCCGAAGAAAAGUUGAAAGAGCAACAAUUGAAUUCGUCUCAGUAAAAAAAAAAAAAGACAAACUCGACAAAAUGACGGCCGGCCCUCUGAUAGCCGAAGUCGUCUUUGUAUUCUGCCUCGCUGUGGGGAUUUUGUACAAAUACGGAAAUUUGAAAAAGCAAAAUGCGUUUGUUACAUUUGCCGUACUUAUCGCUUGGUACUUUUCAUUUUUGAUCAUUUUUGUGCUUCCCUUGGAUGUGUCUUCGACGGUUUAUAGGCAAUGUCUUAACAACCUAAACACAACUGGGAAUUCAACUAACAAAACGGUAUGCAAGGUACCAUGGAGUUAUGUUCCUGACUAUGUACUACCUAAUUUAUGGAGAGUUGUGUAUUGGUCAUCCGAGGUUUUAACAUGGUUGGUGUUGCCUCUCAUGCAAUCGUACGCCAAAGCAGGGGAGUUCACCAUAAGAGGGAAACUGAAAUCUGCUUUGGUCGACAAUGCAAUUUAUUACGGUUCUUAUUUAUUUAUAUGCGGCAUACUACUUAUAUAUAUAGCUGUCAAACCUGAUCUCCAACUUGAUGGGCAAAAGAUAAAAGCAAUUGCUUCAUCAGCUAGUAACACGUGGGGACUGCUACUCCUCGUCGGCCUUCUUGGCUAUGCUUUAGUUGAAAUUCCAAGGAGCCUCUGGUUGUCUACGACUCCCGGCUACUGCUUGCAAAGGGCUUAUUUCAAAGUGGCAAAAAUAUCAGCGGAUAAAUGCGAAGCAGAUGAGACCCUCGAUGACAUACUGGAAUCCAUACAGUCGAUGGCAUCCAGUGUGCAGUCGAGAGACCCUCUAUAUUCCGAGUUGGAAACAGUACUUAGAAAAAUUCCACCCCAUCUCUUACGGCAGACAAAACUCCAGUCUGCGGCUGCCCAUGCUGAUUCAAUGGUCGCACCAACCCUUAAAUCACUUGUACGCAUCCAUAAACAGUUGAUUAAAAGCCUCCAUACGAGUAAACGUUGUGAAACACAGUGGAAACUUGCUGUUGAAAAAGUCAUCCUUCUUGAGGAUGUUCAGAGAAACAAAAUGAGCAAUGAUAAAACCUUCAAGCACACUUUUGACAACACGCCAGCUCUAAUUUCACCAGCUUUUGAGUGGUACUGGAGGUGUUUGAUUCAAGAUUACGUUUUCAAAGUCGCAGCAGUUGUAUGCGCAAUACUUUCAGCCAUGGUUGUAUGGUCAGAAGUGACGUUUUUCAACAAAUCCCCUGUCCUUUCCCUGUUUGCAGUUUUCCUUAAUUUAGCGAGGAACAGUUACGACUACUUCUCUAUAGAAAUCCUGUCUACCGUGAUAAUUGCCUACCUAUGCUUCUGCGCUUACUCAACUGUAUUGAAAAUUAGAGUAUUGAACUAUUAUUAUUUAGCACCUCAUCAUCAGACAGACGAGCAUAGCCUUAUUUUCUCUGGAAUGAUGCUGUGUCGUUUGACACCGCCAAUGUGUCUUAAUUUCCUUGGCCUAAUCCACUUGGACAGUCAUAUUAUCCAAGAGCAGUUGAUGGAAACCCAGUACACCCAGGUUAUGGGCCAUAUGGUGGUUGUUUCGAUAAUAUCCGACGGCUUUAACAUUUACUUUCCUAUGAUGGUUCUAGCAUUCUGCCUUGCUACCUACUUUAGCCUUGGAUCGCGCCUUUUAUCGUUAAUCGGCUUUCAGCAAUUCCUGGAAGACAGCGAGCUCACAACUGAACUUAUGGAAGAAGGCAGAGAUCUAGUCAAUAGAGAAAAGCGGAAGAGGCAAAGGAAGAAAGAGACAGAAGAAAGGAGGCGAGAAUAUAAUGAAAGAUUUGGAAUUUCGUGUCCUGUUGUAGCUGACGAUACUGUCAUAAAUACGGGCCUUCUGACGGACAGUUCAUCUCGUUCAAACUUAUUAACUGCGGCUGAGCCCAUCGCUUAUUACCAGACUGAGUCCAGGGCUGAUUUUGGCGUCGGGGACUCGAAUGGCCGAGGGGACCUCUGGAAAUAUUUCGACAAUUGAGCACAAUCUAAUAAAAAUGUCAGUUAGGUAGACAAUUAUUUCAAAGUGUAAUACGAAUCUGUCCUGUUUGGCUUGUAUAAUUGUUUUUACAUAAAAUGCAUGUUAAAUUAAUGGAUUUAGUCGACACAAUUGAAACGUAGUAAAUUUGAAAACUAGAUAUUCUAAACACUAUAUUCAAAUACAUAAGAGAUAAUCUGAGUGUAUUAUCGUACAAACUGGCAGAAUCCAGACGUUAGCAUUAUAAUGUUAAAGGCCAUUUCAAUUAUACUAUGUUUAGUAUAAUUAAAAAUUAAUAUUAUCAAUUAAGAAUGUUUCUUGAUUUUUUUUUUUUCUUGAAAUUGAUGACUCUUUUCUAAAGAAUUUUAAUUUGAAGGGUAAAAAUAACACUUCAGUUCAUGUAAAAUCAUAAAUUAAUUUAACUAGUUAUAGUUGACAUUUUUGGCAUAAAACCAUUUAGGUACUUUUUAUGUUGUGUGUCAUUAAAAAAAAUAUAAACUGUAGCAUUUUGUAUUAUUGUAAUAUGUAU